AUGGAACGAGGUCUUUUUUAUCAUAUCAACUUAUCACUUGCACGUAAUUAUCAAUUUAACAGAAUUCUUCGUUUUCUUCCAUUGAAUGAUAUUCAGUCACUUGCAAUUGAUAGUGAUGCAUCUCCACUUCAAUUAACUCGUUGGCCUUAUUUACCUCGUUUGAAAACUCUGAGUAUUAUUGGUGUAUACAAUCAUAAUGAUCUUUUGCUCUUUCUUUUGCUUCAUGCAGCCACACUCAUUCAUCUCAUUAUCAAAUCAAAUGAAAGAUUGGUUCCCGUAAGUGUCAACAAUUUUUUUUUAACAAAUCCAAAGCUUUACAAAGAAAGGAGAUUGUUGGAGCAAAUAUUGAAAAUGCUGAAGGAUUGUUCUGUUAGAUUAGUUCUUAAUGUCUUGAGUCGAAAUAAAAAGAAAACUAGUAAGAAUUAUGCGACUAUCAAUGGAUUGUGUCCAAGAUAAACUUUUUCUUAUAAAAAUAUUUCGAUCGGAAUAGAAAUAAAAUAAAUAUGUUAAAUAUAUUAUAAAAGAU
Messenger RNA from Rotaria sp. Silwood1, 526 nucleotides. The record is from the annotation of a GenBank genome assembly. NCBI's taxonomy places the organism in Eukaryota, Metazoa, Rotifera, Eurotatoria, Philodinida, Philodinidae.